This is a messenger RNA of Kalmanozyma brasiliensis GHG001, 252 nucleotides long. RefSeq lists its product as uncharacterized. The transcript has 3 exons. Bases 1 to 252 code for a protein of 83 amino acids. NCBI's taxonomy places the organism in Eukaryota, Fungi, Basidiomycota, Ustilaginomycetes, Ustilaginales. The record is from RefSeq and is a predicted model, not a curated record.
AUGUCAAACCAGGGCGGUACUCAAUCUCCUCCUCUUCAGGGUCGCGAGAACGACCCUAUGGGUCAGUCGGCGCCGGGCAAGUCUUCCAAAGCAGUGCCUGAUGAGGAGCAGCGUGGAGGUGUCUUCGGCAGCGGCGAGAACAAGGGUGCCGAGAGCGGUGAGGCAGGCGACUCGAACAACAGCGGCAGUGGCAAUCUCAGCGAGGCUGUCAGCAACGCAAAGCACGCCGACAAGAGCCAGCCUGGCAAGUAA